GAGAAGAAGAAGGAGAGACGCUCUGGCAGCUGCGGCGCCGCGUUUCUGCUGCUACCUCGGAGGUGCCUUAUUAUUCCUGCUGCUACCUCGACAGGCGCCCUGAAGCUGAGCCGUUUAUCCGGGCGCUGAUCCCAGCGGGGACUUGAUAUUCAACCCGGCAUCAAAAGUGCCCCCAUUGAACGCGGGCGAAAGAAAGAAAGCGAAGAUGCCAGUCUCGUGGGACAGCUUCUCCUCUUCCCUGCCUCCCAUUCCGGAGCAGCGAGAGAAUCCGCCUGCCUUCGCUUGGGAGAAGUGCGCCUACCAAGAUGCAUCCAGUCGGGCUGCGAGGCUGGAGAGCUCCGAUUGCGAGUCCCUCGACAGCAGCUUGUGCUCCGAAGGAGAUGCACAGGAAUUUCUGGAUGAAGUGUCCUUGCCAGACUUUGACUUGUUAAACGAUCCAGAGGAUGAACUCCUGUGUGCCAAUCUCAUGAAGCUCAUCCAAGUCAGUCUGAACAAAGCCAAGAUCAACUCCCACCGUUCCUCCAAGCUCCUCAUGCCUAGCCAGCUGGUCACCCAAGUUGGCAAGGAGCUGCUUCACCUGGCCUAUAGAGAGCCCUGCGGCUUGAGGGGGGCCCUCAUCGACCUGUGCGUGGAGCAAGGGAAGGGGUGCCAUAGCGUGGGCCAGAUUGCCGUGGAUCCAGGCUUAGUGCCUACCUUCCAGCUGACUCUUGUUCUAAGACUGGAUUCCCGCCUUUGGCCUAAGAUCCAGGGACUCUUUAGCUCCGGCUCUCCCGGCUUCAGCCAAUCGCUGAAGCUCAGCACUGGCUUCAGGGUCAUUAAAAAGAAGCUGUACAGCUCUGAACAGUUGCUCAUAGAGGAGUGUUGAAAGUGUCACCCUACUUUCCUUGUGGAUUGACUGAGCAUUUACUCUAAGAUGGUGGCCAGCACCAAAUAAAGCUGGGGAGGUGUGUUACUUAAGGGCUGUGGAACAUAAGCUGAUUUUGAGAUGUGGCCACCCUCUGGGGCCGCCGUAGGUUAGGUUAGAUGGAAGUUUGAUGUACAGAGAUAGUGGGCAAGUAGUCCAAAGAGGAGGCAGAAGGCAAGGUUUGAAAAUAAAAACGGCACUCUGCUUCUUAGUAACUCUGACAAAAAAAAAGCCCACUCCUGCGAAGGCCUGGAUACAAUGUGCUAGCUUUAAAAUCCUUGUCUGACUGUGGGUCAACUUUCUAUUUACUGAUUUAGCAGUAUUUUUCCCCCUGACAGCUGAUGACAUAACAGCAGCAGUGCUGCCCCUAAGGGUAGAUGAAGGUUGCCUCUUUUUUUUUUUUUUCUUCUUGUUGACCUUUUUUAAUAAAUGGAAAAAGUAGAUAGUAAUCAAUGGAUGUCUGGUGAGAGGUGAGGUGCAUGGACAGUGGCUGAUAAGUGUUGGGAGGUCUAAAGGGACCAAGAAUGUGUAACGUUGUUCUGAAUAGUCGAGAAGAAGCUCCACUACUGACACGAGGGCAGCUAAAAGAGGGCAGCUAAAUAAAGACUUCUGAGUGAAUGGGGGAGUGUUUAAUCCACUGAGCACCACUGCGCAACUCCGUUUGUUUGAAUGAGACCAGUGUGGGAGGCACAGGGCACUAGGUGGAUUGUGCCCUGUCAUGAUGAUGAUGAGGAGGAAUCCCGAUGUAUGUCUAAGGAAGGUGUGAGGUGAUGCUGGGGAGGGGUUGGGAUGGGGGGGCAGGAACCCUCUCAGUCAGUCUGUAGUGCUUCCAUUGGUUACCGUUCACAUGGAAUACACUUGAUGUUCAAGUUUUUGAAGACUUCCUAUGCAACUUGGUUUUUUACUUUUCUAAUAAAAAUGUUUCUAAUAAGAA
Elgaria multicarinata webbii is the source of this 1838-nucleotide messenger RNA. It is a transcript of the gene DDIT4, whose product is annotated as DNA damage inducible transcript 4. The coding region runs from base 206 to 865 and encodes 219 amino acids. Gene Ontology annotation, cellular component: cytoplasm. Gene Ontology annotation, biological process: negative regulation of TOR signaling; response to hypoxia; apoptotic process. The record is from RefSeq and is a predicted model, not a curated record. NCBI's taxonomy places the organism in Eukaryota, Metazoa, Chordata, Lepidosauria, Squamata, Anguidae. Gene Ontology annotation, molecular function: 14-3-3 protein binding. The transcript is spliced from 3 exons.